This is a messenger RNA of Bolinopsis microptera, 3461 nucleotides long. RefSeq names its product mitogen-activated protein kinase kinase kinase 20-like. The transcript has 16 exons. Gene Ontology annotation, biological process: signal transduction; protein phosphorylation. The record is from RefSeq and is a predicted model, not a curated record. Lineage: Eukaryota; Metazoa; Ctenophora; Tentaculata; Lobata; Bolinopsidae. Gene Ontology annotation, cellular component: cytoplasm. Gene Ontology annotation, molecular function: protein binding; ATP binding; protein kinase activity. The coding region runs from base 31 to 2988 and encodes 985 amino acids.
UAGUAGUAGGUGAUAACAAAUGGACAGGAAAUGCUGUCAAAUAAGCCGUAUUUGGAGAUAGGCAAGGAUGAGCUGAAUUUUAGUGAGCAGAUUGGAAGAGGGGCACAGGGUGCAGUAUACAAAGCGCUAUGGAAGACAAAGCCGCAAGUAGUAGCUGUCAAACAUGUUCUCGAGUUUGAUCCAGAGAUAGUUGUGUUGAAGCGAAUCCAGCACAAGCAUAUAGUUCAGUUUCUCGGUGCAGUGGAGGAAGUACAUUUUAAAGCAAUUGUUCUAGAAUAUGCUGAACAUGGAUCACUGUACCAAGUCAUCCGAGAAGAUCCUCCAGAUUUUGAACAAAUGCUCAUCUGGUCACGUCACAUAGCCCUUGGUUUGAACUAUCUUCACAACGGAAUCGAUCCAAGAAUAAUUCACAGAGAUCUGAAGAGUCGGAACGUAGUUAUAGCAAGUGCAAAGAGAAUCGCCAAGAUUUGUGACUUUGGGUCCAGUAGGGAGCUCAACAAGACAGUGACUAGAUUUUCAAGACUUCACGGAACUGUGGCAUGGAUGGCUCCUGAGGUGAUGCGUCAGUCAAUUGUUUCGGAGAAGUGUGACACUUAUUCAUUUGCCAUGUUGCUAUGGGAACUGAUAACCGGAAAGAUACCUUUCGAAGGCGAGGAAGACCCACACAUAAUGUUUGGUGUUUGUCAACGCAAACGCCGUCCGCUUAUACCCGAGGGUUGCCCUGAGGAGUUCGCUAAUCUCAUAAAAAAGUGUUGGGAAGAUGAGGCUGAUAAGAGGCCCUCGAUUGAGGAUAUCAAUAAAACUAUCGGCAAAAUGCUCCUCAACGAAACGCUUACGGAGGAAGUUGACGAUUUUCUCUCUCACCGUCAACAGUGGGUUGAGGAGUUUGACAUACAAAUAGAGGACAUAAGAAAAGAGUUCGAGUCGAUAGAAAAGCAGUGGGCAAAAAAGUUGGAGGAGAAGGAGAACGAGAUUGAGAGUUUGAAACACAAAACACGUUUUUUGAAUAGCAUGGUUCCCGAGGAGAAAGGAGUCUGCGGAUGGAAGGAGAUCGAAGUAGUUCAGUGGAUCAACUACAACCUACCAGAUAUCGACUACAGUAAUGAGUUUUUUGAGAACAGCAUCACUGGUAACAGACUACUCAAUCUUACUGAAAAUGAGCUACUAAAAAUGGGGAUAUCGUCAGUCGGGCACCGGAUGGACAUUCUCAAAGCUAUUAACGAACUGAAGAAUAAGAUCCAGAGUUUGGAGAAUUUCCCACCCCUGAUGAACCUCAACACAAAGCAAGAGAAGGCAGCCAGUAAAAACACAGGAACACUCUUCACUCUGUGCCUAACCUUUGGGAACAAUUACUACCCGGGGACCAAUGCAAAGUGGAACUUAUUCGUUUAUGUUGAGGGUGAUAAAAUAGCAUUGAAGAGCAUAAAAUGCGUUGAGUUUAGGAUAGCCCAUAGCGACGUCGUCAAAAGAGACCGAAUGCCAUUUGUAAUGGAGAAUUUCAGGUAUGACAAGCCGAAGAGUCCAGUAGAAUGCAAGUUGGUGUUCAGAGGUAACAUAAUCAAGCCUAAGAGCUGGAGCAAGAGCUUCCCCGUUGUCUGUGCUAUUGGCGGAUUUAAUGAAUCCUGUGAAAUAGAGAUUUAUCUAAACGAAGAGCACGUCCCCUCGGCCGCACCUUCACACACCUCCUCACUCUCCUCCUUCUCCUCCUUCAACGUCAUUGACAACUGGCAGACUACAGCCCAACACAGUCAAGUGCAAGGAGCGUGGAAAGCAGGCCCUCCACCCCUUGCUCGUAGUCCCGGUUUUACUACUCAUCCCCUCAGACGAGACAGUUCCCCCUUCUCAAACAGGUCACCUAACAUGUCCCCCAGGACUGGUAGACGCAAAUUUUCGAGCGGGCCCGGAAAUGGGAACACGGGUCUAAACCGAAGCAGCACCUCGCCAGCUAAGAUGAGCCAGAUGGUUAGAUCCCGGUCACAUGACACCGACAAGGAUCCUAAGUCACGUGACAUGAAGUUGUCGCUCCAGAACAGUGAGAGGAGAGUGUCGGACAGGUUCUCAGAUGUUACUCCUACUCACGACCCGCAUAAUCCUAGGUGGAACGAAGGGGAACUCAGAGCAAUCGAACAAAUAAUUAACACCAAAAUAGAACACUUUAAAAAACAUAAAUUAAAUCAGUCUCCCAAGUUCACAUCUGCUCGUAGCAGCCUGGUAGACGAUUUGGGCACGAUGGACCUCAACACAACUCAAAGAUCCGAAGAGGGAUUCACAUUCGGAUCUCUAGGAAGCGCGGAUAUAAACAUGCAGUUCGGAUCCGCUCACACCACAAUUGUUGACAACAACACUCAGCAAGCUAACUUAAACUUUGGACAGACAGAGGCGUUCAAAUAUCCAGAAGUAUCCCAAGAUACUGAUGUCACGCCCAAGAAGAGCAGCCGGAAACGAGGUAUAUCCGUCUCUUCAACACUCUCCGCUAACUCCACCAGCUCCAUUAAGGACUUGGUGGAUAAGUUAGACCAGUUUCCUGAGGGCUGCGAGUUUCAGAUGGGAACUGAAGAUGCUGACUGGUGUGAUAAGCCCACGUGGGGGGUUUCCUCCGACACUACCUCACCUCCACAACAGCCUCCUGCUCUUCAGAAAGAAAGUCCCAAAGUCAGCUCCAGAACUCAACCCCCGUUCAACAUGCCAGCUCACCCCAUUGCAAAAGAUAAGAUAAGCCUGUUAGCUCGGGAUGGUAAGUUGUCUUAUGCAGAUAUCUUGAAAUGUCCGUCAGACCCUGUCACUCCAGCUGAACCUGUUCCGUCUCAGCCAACGAUAAAGAACUUGUCAACCCAACGAAACAGGAAAAAUUCCUCCGGCAGCAACGCAUCUUCUGAAAAAAGUAGAGGGAGCAAUCGGAGGAGAGGGAGUCGAGGAUCUUUGAGGGGCAGAGGAAAGCCCAGAGGAAAAUCCUUUUCAAGUUCACCUAGGUAUAACAACCAGAAGUGAGGUUGCAGAAUUACCAGUUUUACAGCGGUGAGUGGUGUUAUUUAAUACUUUGUGUGGUAGCCGAUAUCGGCCGAUGGUGGCAUUCCAAAGCUUGAUACAUUGAACACUGUCUCUUUCUCUUAUUUUCCUAUCUCGUUCAUCUCCCGAAGAAUUAUUUAUAUUUUGUUAUCAGAGUGUUAUUGAAUUUCAGUGUUUUAUUUUUUCUUAACAUAUUGUUAUGAUAUAUUUUAGUCUGUUGUACUGUUGAUUGUGUUGGUUAUGCACGUAAGGAGUUUUUUAAGGCGGCUCUAACUUACAACUAGUGAUUAACAAUUUAUUUUCGUACUCAAAUGAUAAUGAGUUUUUUUACAGUGGAAUGGUAUAAUUACAGUUUAUUUUUUAGGGAAGUAAGACGUUCAUAAAAUAUCCUUUAGCAUGUUAUUAUAUAAAACAUCAAAUGUUGUAUUUAUUCAAAGUUUUCUGUUAAAAACAAA